AUGGAACGUAUUCUUCGUGCUACAAAUUAUCCAUAUUUAUAUGGACUUGGCUUAUAUGGUGUUAGUGUAGAACAAGCUAUAUCUCUUACUGGUAGGUUAUUUCACUUUAGUUAUGUUAAUUCUGAAUCCGUGAGAAAAAACACUGCUUUUACUCCUGUACUCAAAAAUCAAAUAUCAUCACUCUUUAUCGAUAUUAGUAAAGGUAAAAAGAUAUCAGAAAUUAAUGACAAUAAAACUAUAUUUAAACAUAUCUUUACUAUGCUCACCAAUUUACAACAUUUAAAUUUUGGACCAUCUUUGAUGUAUCAUCAACGAUUUUCAUUUAACACGCCAUCUCCCAAUGUGAUUUCCUCAAAUCUAUUAGAAUUACAUAUUACUGUGUUUUCUUUCAUUGAUGUACUUUAUUUACUUGAUGGACGUUUCAAUCAACUUCGUACAUUUCAUGUUAAAGUUCAUCACAUUCAUAGCAGGAGUUCAAAUAUCGAUAGUGAGGAAAAAUUACCUAAUCUAAGAUGUUUUUCACUAUCUUCUGAUAUGCGUGUGCAUUUUUAUGAUGAAUCAAUUCUACCACUUCUGCAUCGAAUGUUAAAUUUAGAAAAACUUGAUUUAAAUGUUAGACUCCAUCAUUAUAAAGGAUUUAUCGACGGAAAUGAUUUAAAAAAAGAUAUUAUCAAUUAUAUGCCACGAUUAAAUAAAUUUACAUUUAAUAUUCGCGUAAUCAAUAAUUUCCCUAAUCAAAUGAAUUUUCCUUCAAAUGAAGAUAUUCAAUGUACAUUCAAUGAUUUUAAAGAUGAUCAAAUUGUUUCUUGUGUUAAUCUCUUCCAAGAAAACCACUAUAAUUAUUGUCAUAUUUACACAUGUCCAUAUAGAAUGAAAUAUUAUGAUAUUAUUACAAAUAAUUUUCCAGGUGGAUUAUUUAACUAUGUUUAUAAAGUAUCGUUAUUUGAUGAACAUCCAUUUGAAUAUGAUUUUUUUCGUCAAAUUGCUCGAUCAUUUCCAUUUAUGAAAGAAUUAACUGUAACUAAUAAUAAACCACAGAAGAAUAAAUUAUAUAAAAAAUCAAAGAACGACAAUCAAGAUUUAUCAAUUAUUAAAUAUCUGCAUUUGACUAAACUAAAUCUUUAUGAAGCUCAUUAUGAUUACAUUGAACAAUUCCUGCUUGAUACAGAAGUCUAUUUUCCGGAUAAAGUUCAUCUUACUCUCUAUUAUGAAGAACUAAAAAGGGUUACAGAAAAUUUCUCAAGAGAUGCAACACGAAUCAAUUGUGCAAAAGUCUUUUCGUUAUGGCUACGUGGUGAAUAUGGAGUUACUGAAGAACUGACGGACUAUUUUCCUCAGGCAAAAAGAUUUUGA
This is a messenger RNA of Rotaria sp. Silwood2, 1353 nucleotides long. The record is from the annotation of a GenBank genome assembly. Lineage: Eukaryota; Metazoa; Rotifera; Eurotatoria; Philodinida; Philodinidae.